GGGUGGAUCCAUUAUGGCGUCUAUGCAGAAGAGGCUACAGAAAGAGCUGUUGGCUUUACAAAAUGACCCACCUCCAGGAAUGACCUUGAAUGAGAAGAGUGUACAAAAUUCAAUUACACAGUGGAUUGUAGACAUGGAAGGUGCUUCUGGAACAUUAUAUGAAGGGGAGAAAUUUCAGCUGCUGUUUAAGUUCAGCAGUCGAUACCCAUUUGACUCUCCUCAGGUCAUGUUUACUGGUGAAAAUAUUCCCGUUCAUCCUCAUGUUUAUAGCAACGGUCAUAUCUGUUUAUCUAUUCUAACAGAAGACUGGUCUCCAGCUCUUUCAGUACAAUCAGUUUGUCUUAGCAUUAUUAGCAUGCUUUCAAGCUGCAAAGAAAAGAGACGACCACCAGAUAAUUCGUUUUAUGUAAGAACAUGUAACAAGAAUCCAAAGAAAACUAAAUGGUGGUAUCAUGAUGACACUUGUUGAUGCCACCAUUUUGAGAUUCGCCUAACAGAAGAUAGUCCUACUGAGAAAAUGAGCACUUUGAUCAUUCAGUCUUUGAACUUUAACCUCUGACUGGAAGUGAGAAUAGACAAUGAAGACUACUUCCUUUGACUGCAUUUUUACUAGUGUGCAUUCUGGGCGCAUGUUGAUCGCUGGUUCAAUCCAUGCUGCUGACAUGCUUUUCUUAGUCGUACAGUAUUAAUGCAGGUGUUGGGAAAUAUCAGAAUUCCAUUUUUUAAAAUAAACUUUUGGAAGAAUUUGACGUCUUCAUGUAUUGUGCAAUAAUAUGAUUCUUGACGGUUUUGGUAUAUCCAUUGCCGGCAAAAGAUUGUAUCAGGAAACUUAUACCCCUGCCACGAGAAAAGGUAGAUGCAUGAUAGGGCCUAUGAAAAGAUUUAAGUAUAUUGGGAUUAUAAGUAAUUUAUCAUUUUGAAAGCCACCUAAUUGUUUAGAUUUGGAUUCUAUGCACUGUGAUCAUAAGACUAGCAGCAUGAAUUAAACAUGCUUCGCUAAAGGACUAAUAAGAUCAUUGCAUAUUUAUUGAACUGUCAAUAUUUUGACAUGGAAGACUUUCAAGUUAUAUCAGCAGAGAGGUACGUAUAAUGUUAUCCCUGUGGUGAAAUAGAUACCUUUUGUGUAUAUUAUAUUUCUGAAGCAAAGGUAUGACUAAAAUAAGGUAGGAAUGAUUUAAUCAAGGCAAACUUUGUUCUGGAAAUGGGAACA
This is a messenger RNA of Euleptes europaea (tarantolino), 1210 nucleotides long. RefSeq names its product ubiquitin conjugating enzyme E2 W (gene UBE2W). The record is from RefSeq and is a predicted model, not a curated record. The transcript has 6 exons. NCBI's taxonomy places the organism in Eukaryota, Metazoa, Chordata, Lepidosauria, Squamata, Sphaerodactylidae. Bases 14 to 469 code for a protein of 151 amino acids.